This is a messenger RNA of Wasmannia auropunctata (little fire ant), 1292 nucleotides long. RefSeq names its product odorant receptor 13a-like. Bases 12 to 1184 code for a protein of 390 amino acids. The transcript has 9 exons. Gene Ontology annotation, biological process: detection of chemical stimulus involved in sensory perception of smell; sensory perception of smell. The record is from RefSeq and is a predicted model, not a curated record. NCBI's taxonomy places the organism in Eukaryota, Metazoa, Arthropoda, Insecta, Hymenoptera, Formicidae. Gene Ontology annotation, cellular component: plasma membrane. Gene Ontology annotation, molecular function: odorant binding; olfactory receptor activity.
ACCCGAGAAUUAUGGAGACCUGGAGGCAUUAUUAUGACUUCGUCUGUAAAUUCUCGUCGCUCACCGGUACGUGGCCGUAUCUGAAACCGAGAACAAGGAAACUUCGCGUUGCUCUGCUAACUGUAACCACGCUAACUGUAUUCGUUCCGCAGAUAGCGUAUCAAUUUACGUGCAAGACAGACGUGCGAUGUAUGUUCGAGGCGAUGACGUCGUACCUGCUGACAAUUGUGGCUUUGCUGAAGGUGUACACGUUUCAAUUGAAUACUCGCACGCUCAAAGACCUUACCCAACACUUGUUCGUCGACUGGAAGGGAUUAGAAAGUCCCAAAGAAUACGAGAUUAUGAGGUCGUACGCAAAGAACAGCAGACGAUUCUGUUUGGUGUAUGCGGCAUAUUGCUUAGCAGCGGUAGUCACGUUUAUGUCAAUAUCCCUUAUACCAUUCGUACUCGAUAUCGUGUGGCCCCUUAAUGAAUCCCGUCCCAUAGUACCUCCAUAUCCGGGGUACUAUUUCGUGGACACUCGGGAAUAUUUUUUUAAAAUCUUCUGGCACUCCGUCGUCGCUUGGGAAAUCAUUAUGGCCGGAAUAGUCGCUCACGAUUGUAUGCUUUUGACUUACAUCGAGCACGUUUGCAGCUUGUUCGCUACGGUCGGAUUUCGUUUCGAAAAUCUUUUUUGUAAUUCCGACGAAACACUGAAGAUUGCAGACGAUUCUAAUGACACUUAUCGCAAAAGAACCGCGUUCUUCGUACACGCACACCGGGAGGCUAUAAAGUUAGCGGAACUUCUCGAGGAUACCUUCACCGUACCUUUCGCCAUACAAAUGUUGAUAGUGACUGUAGGAAUAAGUAUUACCUUGCUGCAAGUCACGCAGCAGCAGGGCGAUAUUUUAGAAUCGGUUAGAUACGUGGUGUACGUCAUUGGUCAGCUGAUCCAUUUAUUCAUUCUCAGCUUCGAAGGGCAAAAGCUAAUAGAUCACAGCCUUCAGACGUGCGAUAAGAUAUACGGUAGCUCCUGGUACGAGGUAUCCGCGAGCACGCAGAAGCUAAUAAUGCUGGUGAUGAUGAAGAGUGUACGACCGAGCUUCUUGAGCGCCGGCAAGAUCUACAUCUUCUCCCUGGAGAGCUUCACCACGGUUCUGCAAACUUCGAUGUCGUACUUUACGGUGUUCGCAUCCGUUCAGUAGCCCGUGUGUCGUUUGCGCACCCGACGACAUUACGUGGCGGUGGUCACUCGUCGCAAGAGCAAUACCAUGUGUCUUUAAUUCUCCUAUUACAAUAUUAUACACUUCUAA